UCUUUUUGUGGCUUAAAUCAUUACCGUGUAUAUAAUUAUAGAGGAGUUGCUCCCACCACAUAUUCCCUAGCUUACCUUAAUCUAUCCAUCAGCCAUGGGAGACUUUGGCCCACCCGUGCCGGUACCCGAGACGGAGGUAACCGGUCCUACUCCGCCAUCUUUGAUAGAUCCAGAUGAAGUCUCAGUACUGGUAACAGGGUUUGGUCCAUUCAAAACCAACAUAGUCAAUGCCUCGUAUUUGAUUGCCUCGUCUCUGCCACAGUCGCUUGACCUUGCUUCGGCGAAGCCGUCUGGAUCUGGGACUGCUUCUCGUCGGAUCUCAAUUCAUGUGCAUCCAUCUCCCAUUCCCGUCGCCUACUCAACAGUGCGAACAACCAUUCCAGCCAUCCUAGAGGAUUACACCAAGUCCCAUGGAGGUCGACGACCAGAUAUCGUGGUUCAUAUGGGAAUAGCGGCCACAAGAUCUUACUACUCGAUUGAGACCAAGGCACAUCGAGAUUCUUACCAUUUGUCUGAUAUCAAAGGCAGAAUCGGCUAUGAAGAUGGAGAGAAGGUAUGGAGGGAGCACCAGCUCCCGCCAGUCCUCCAAGCUGGUCCUGCAUCGGAUUCCACGGACGUAGUACAGAAAAACCUCCAUCCCCAACCACCCAAUGACGACUUUCUCAGCACGUGGAAGUCAUUCGUAUCUCCCGAAGCGGACGUCCGGAUAUCAGAGGACGCUGGACGCUACCUCUGCGAGUUCAUCUUUUAUACAAGCCUGGCACAGGCAUUUCAACAAGGUCAGCACCAGAACGUCGUGUUCUUCCAUGUGCCUGGAUCUUGCGCCGACGAGGAUAUCGAGAAAGGCACGGAUAUUGCGGCUGGACUGAUCAAAGCUCUUGUAACAUGCUGGGUUAGCGGGCAGGCAUAGAGCGGCAUGCUGAUUGCUAGUAUCUUUAUACAAAGCGAAAUCAUGUGCACUGGACAAUAUAUAUACUUGCAUUUCUAGGGCGCGGUGCACUAUCUAGGUUCCGGAUGCACUUUUAGUUGCAGUCACUCGAUUCCUCGAGUGAUCAUUUGUUUAUAGGGUACUACUGCCCCCGGUCUGUCUGGGUAGAGUCAUACAUGUUUAUUGGGAUUUGGAUACACUAUUUA
Molecule: messenger RNA, 1134 nt
Organism: Aspergillus pseudotamarii
Lineage: Eukaryota; Fungi; Ascomycota; Eurotiomycetes; Eurotiales; Aspergillaceae
Product: putative pyroglutamyl peptidase type I
Exons: 2
Coding region: 95-910 (271 amino acids)
Biological process (GO): proteolysis
Source: RefSeq, a predicted model, not a curated record